Molecule: messenger RNA, 1641 nt
Organism: Plasmodium malariae
Lineage: Eukaryota; Apicomplexa; Aconoidasida; Haemosporida; Plasmodiidae
Product: apicoplast dimethyladenosine synthase, putative
Exons: 1
Coding region: 1-1641 (546 amino acids)
Biological process (GO): rRNA methylation
Cellular component (GO): mitochondrial matrix
Molecular function (GO): rRNA (adenine-N6,N6-)-dimethyltransferase activity
Source: RefSeq, a predicted model, not a curated record
AUGAAUAAAUGGGCAGCCAAGUUGUUAUUAGUUCUCCUUUCUUUAAAAGCAAAAAUUUCCUUUUUAAGAGAAAUAAAAAGUACUCAGUUAUAUGUAGAUUAUAGUAAAGGGUACAAGACAAAAACUACCCCACUUUACAACUACCUUCGUCAAGUAGCAGAUGGUAUAAAACAAAAUGUAAAAUGUAAAAAGGCUUUAUAUAGGCGGGAAAGAAAAAUCUUAAAGAGAUUUAACAGAAUAAACCAGGUCGAGAGGGGUACCACAACCCCAUCUACUAUAGCUAGCUGUCAAAAGAGUAGCGAUGAGGAAAAUAGCAGCUAUAAUGAAAACAACAAUGAAGAAAGCAACGAUGAUGGUAACAAUGGCAGUCGUGUAGAGGAUAGAACAAAGAACAUACUUAUUAGUAGGUCCUUUCAAGGAAUAAAGGUGUACCCCAUAAGACAGCCGGGAGAGGAAAACCCCUUGAGGACAAAAAUACCAGCUAUGGAAUUUAAACCAAAGAGAAGUUUAGGUCAAAAUUAUUUAAAGGAUGAAAAUAUAAUAAGAAAAAUGGUAAGUGCAAUAGAGCUUAAUGUGAACGAUCUGAACUCUAAAAGUAAUAAAAUAAAUGUCCAAAAAAAGAAGAAACGGGAAAAAAAUGGACGCGCAAGGCAACCAGGAAAAUUUGGGAAAAAUAAGAAAAUUGUAAAAGGUGAAGAGCACAAUGAAGGGGAACUAUAUAAAGAAAAUAAACAUAAAAAGGGAGAAGUUGAAACGAAAUGGAAUACUGGAAAGAGUGGUAGUAGCAUUAGUACUAAUGGAAGUGAUAGUUACAGUGGCAAUGAUUACUUAGGACAUGCCGACAACUAUGGGGGGGGAGUUCCUAAGGAGGAGCCCUUGGAAAGCGUGCAAAACAAAGGAAAGGGUAUUAUAGAACUAGGGUGCGGACUGGGUCAAAUCAGCAAGUUUUUAUUUGCAAAAUAUGAAAACAUGACUGGUGUUGAAAUAGAUAGUCGAGCAAUAUCCAUACUCAGUAGAACUAUGCCAGGUUUUGAUAUUAUUCAUGAUGAUGUAUUGCAAAUAAAUUAUAAAGAAAUGUCUUUAAGUAAAGGAACAAAAUUAACAGUUAUUGGUAAUUUACCUUUUUACAUAACAUCACAGAUACUAUUUUGUUUAUUAGACUUUUAUAAAUAUAUUGAGCAAGCAAUAGUAACUAUUCAAUAUGAAGUAGGACAAAGAAUUGUAGCUAAACCAAAUGAUAAAGACUACUCUAUUUUAAGUAUACUUUUUAGUAUAUAUACAGAACCGCAUUUACUUUUUAAAAUUCCUAGUACUGCUUUUUAUCCAGUUCCCAAGGUAGAAGCAGCUAUUAUGAAAAUCAUUUUUAAAAAAAAUGACUUCACUUGUAAUUUAUUAUAUUUAAAACAAAUUUUAAAAUAUGCAUUUCAACAAAAAAGAAAGAAGUUAAAGUCAAGUUUAAAAACAUUACUUAAUGAACACAAUAUUGAGCAAACAACUCUUCCCUUCUCGGAUUUAAGACCUCAACAAUUAUAUCCUUACCAAUUUAUUGAGCUUACCAAUAUUUUAUUUCCUUUAAGUAAAUAUCCCUUCGAUCCAAAGGUUCAGACAAAAGUAUGGCGCAAAAAGAAGCAUGGAGAAUGA